Molecule: messenger RNA, 3388 nt
Organism: Choloepus didactylus (southern two-toed sloth)
Lineage: Eukaryota; Metazoa; Chordata; Mammalia; Pilosa; Megalonychidae
Gene: POLD1
Product: DNA polymerase delta 1, catalytic subunit
Biological process (GO): DNA replication proofreading; base-excision repair, gap-filling; nucleotide-excision repair, DNA gap filling
Cellular component (GO): delta DNA polymerase complex
Molecular function (GO): DNA-directed DNA polymerase activity; 3'-5'-DNA exonuclease activity; DNA binding
Source: RefSeq, a predicted model, not a curated record
AUGGACGGCAAGCGGCGGCCAGGCCCAGGGCCUGGGGGGCCCCCGAAGCGGGCCCGUGGGGGCCUAUGGGACGAGGACGAGGCUCCCCGGCCCUCCCAGUUUGAGGAGGAGCUGGCGCUGAUGGAGGAGAUGGAGGCGGAGCACAGGCUGCAGGAGCAGGAGGACGAGGAGCUGCAGCCCAUCCCAGAGGCAGCCACAGACGGCUUCUCCCCAUCAGACAUCGAUCCCCGCUGGCUUCGGCCUGCCCCACCUCCCCUGGACCCCCAGAUGGAGCCCCUCAUCUUCCAGCAGUUGGAGAUCGACCAUUAUGUGGGCCCCGCGCGGCCCCUGCCGGGGGCGCCCCCACCGGCGCUGAGCUCCGUGCCGGUGCUCCGCGCCUUCGGGGUCACCGAUGCCGGCGUCUCCGUCUGCUGCCACAUCCAUGGCUUCGCACCCUAUUUCUACGUCCCAGCGCCCCCCGGUUUCGGGCCCGAGCACCUGGCCGAGCUGCAGCGCGAGCUGAGCGCCGCCAUCAGCCGGGACCAGCGCGGCGGGAAGGAGCUAGCGGGGCCGCCGGUGCUGGCCGUGGAGCUGUGCACGCGCGAGAGCAUGUUCGGGUACCAUGGGCACGGCCCCUCGGCCUUCCUGCGCAUCACGCUGGCCCUGCCGCGCCUGCUGGCGCCCGCCCGCCGCCUGCUGGAGCAGGGCCUCCGCGUGGCCAGCCUCGGCACCCCCAGCUUCGCGCCGUACGAGGCCAACGUGGACUUCGAGAUCCGGUUCAUGGUGGACACGGACAUCGUGGGCUGCAACUGGCUGGAAUUGCCGGCCGGCAAAUACGAGCUGAGGCCCGAGGGGAAAGGGAAGGCGACGCUGUGCCAGCUGGAGGCGGACGUGCGGUGGUCGGACGUGGUCAGCCACCCGCCGGAGGGGCCUUGGCAGCGCAUCGCCCCCCUGCGCGUGCUCAGCUUCGACAUCGAAUGCGCCGGCCGCAAAGGCAUCUUCCCGGAGCCGGAACGGGACCCCGUCAUCCAGAUCUGCUCGCUGGGCCUGCGCUGGGGCGAGCCGGAGCCCUUCCUGCGCCUGGCGCUCACCCUGCAGCCCUGCUCCCCCAUGCUGGGCGCCAAGGUGCAGAGCUACGAGCGGGAGGACCAGCUGCUCCAGGCCUGGGCAACCUUCCUCCGCAUCAUGGACCCCGACGUGAUCACCGGCUACAACAUUCAGAACUUCGACUUUCCCUACCUCAUCGCCCGGGCCCAAACCCUCAAGGUGGAGGCCUUCCCCUUCCUGGGCCGUGUGCUCGGCCUCCGCUCCACCAUCCGAGACUCGUCCUUCCAGUCCAAGCAGACGGGCCGGCGGGACAGCAAGGUGGUCAGCAUGGUGGGCCGCGUGCAGAUGGACAUGCUGCAGGUGCUGCUGCGGGAGUACAAGCUCCGAUCCUACACCCUCAAUGCCGUGAGCUUCCACUUCCUGGGGGAGCAGAAGGAGGACGUGCAGCACAGCAUCAUCACAGACCUGCAGAGCGGGAACGAGCAGACGCGCCGCCGCCUGGCCGUGUACUGCCUCAAGGACGCCUUCCUGCCGCUGCGGCUGCUGGAGCGGCUCAUGGUGCUGGUGAACGCCGUGGAGAUGGCGCGCGUCACGGGCGUGCCCCUCGGCUACCUGCUCAGCCGCGGCCAGCAGGUCAAGGUCGUGUCCCAGCUGCUGCGGCAGGCCAUGCGCGAGGGGCUGGUGAUGCCCGUGGUGAAGGCGGAGGGAGGCGAGGACUACACAGGCGCCACCGUCAUCGAGCCACUCAAAGGGUACUACGACGUCCCCAUUGCCACCCUGGACUUCUCCUCGCUGUACCCGUCCAUCAUGAUGGCCCACAACCUCUGCUAUACCACCCUCCUGCGGCCUGGGGCCGCACAGAAACUGGGUCUAACCGCGGAUCAGUUCAUCAAGACACCCACGGGGGACGAGUUCGUGAAGGCGUCAGUGCGGAAGGGACUGCUGCCUCAGAUCCUGGAGAACCUACUCAGUGCCCGGAAAAGAGCCAAGGCAGAGCUGGCCCAGGAGACGGACCCCCUGCGCCGGCAGGUCUUGGACGGAAGGCAGCUAGCGCUGAAGGUGAGCGCCAACUCCGUGUACGGCUUCACCGGCGCCCAGGUGGGCAAGCUGCCGUGCCUGGAAAUCUCACAGAGCGUCACCGGGUUCGGGCGUCAGAUGAUUGAGAAAACAAAGCAGCUGGUGGAGACCAAGUACACGGUGGAGAACGGCUGCAGCGCAGACGCCACGGUGGUGUACGGCGACACCGACUCUGUCAUGUGCCGAUUCGGGGUCUCCUCUGUGGCUGAGGCGAUGGCCCUGGGGCGGGAGGCUGCGGACUGGGUGUCGGGCCACUUCCCCCCACCUAUCCGGCUUGAGUUCGAGAAGGUCUACUUCCCCUACCUGCUCAUCAGCAAGAAGCGCUACGCGGGCCUGCUCUUCUCCUCCCGGCCCGACGCGCACGACCGCAUGGACUGCAAGGGGCUGGAGGCCGUGCGCAGGGACAACUGCCCCCUGGUGGCCAACCUCGUCACCGCCUCGCUGCGCCGCCUGCUCAUCGACCGAGACCCCGCGGGCGCCGUGGCCCAUGCGCAGGACGUCAUCUCGGACCUGCUGUGCAACCGCAUCGACAUCUCGCAGCUGGUCAUCACCAAGGAGCUGACGCGCGCGGCCGCCGACUACGCGGGCAAGCAGGCCCACGUGCAGCUGGCCGAGAGGAUGAGGAAGCGGGACCCCGGGAGCGCGCCCAGCCUGGGCGACCGCGUCCCCUACGUGAUCGUCGGGGCCGCCAAGGGCGUGGCCGCAUACAUGAAGUCCGAGGAUCCCCUCUUCGUGCUGGAGCACAGCCUGCCCAUCGACACGCAGUACUACCUGGAACAGCAGCUUGCCAAGCCGCUGCUGCGCAUCUUCGAACCCAUCCUGGGCGAGGGCCGCGCAGAGGCCGUGCUGCUGCGCGGGGAGCACACGCGCUGCAAGACGGUGCUCACGGGCAAGGUGGGCGGCCUCCUGGCCUUCGCCCAGCGCCGCAGCUGCUGCAUCGGCUGCCGCACGGUGCUCAGCCACCAGGGAGCCGUGUGUAGUUUCUGCCAGCCCCGGGAGUCGGAGCUGUACCAGAAGGAGGUGUCCCACCUGAACGCCCUGGAGGAGCGCUUCUCGCGCCUCUGGACCCAGUGCCAGCGCUGCCAGGGCAGCCUGCACGAGGACGUCAUCUGCACCAGCCGGGACUGCCCCAUCUUCUACAUGCGCAAGAAGGUGCGGAAGGACCUGGAAGACCAGGAGCAGCUGCUGAGGCGCUUUGGGCCCCCGGGUCCCGAGGCCUGGUGACCUGGGGGGACACCCCAGGAUUGGUGGAGAAUUCACAAAUAAAGCUCCGGCCUUUUGUUAA